Molecule: messenger RNA, 1464 nt
Organism: Gastrolobium bilobum
Lineage: Eukaryota; Viridiplantae; Streptophyta; Magnoliopsida; Fabales; Fabaceae
Exons: 1
Coding region: 1-1464 (487 amino acids)
Molecular function (GO): catalytic activity
Source: RefSeq, a predicted model, not a curated record
AUGAUUGUUGCUUCGUGGAAUAUAAGAGGUUUUAACAUGCCUCUUAAGCACCAAGGGGUGCAGUAUUUUUUGCGCAAACGAAGUAUUGAUGUUUUGGCUAUUUUGGAGACCAAGCUUACUGCUCUCUUGGUUGAAAACAUUUUGAAACGUAAAUUUGGGGACUGGAAAUUCACACAUAAUCUGUCAUCUCAUUCUGCAGGUAGGAUUGUGAUCCUUUGGAGACCUCAAAAAGUGACUUUGAAUGUUUUACAAAGUUCUGCCCAGAUUAUUCACUGCAAUUUGUUAGACAAGAAUUCCGGGAAGAAUGUUUGCAUGUCUUUCGUAUAUGGUCUACAUUCUAUUACUGCUAGGAGAGCCUUGUGGUUAAACUUGUUGAGUAUUGGGGCUAAUAUGAACUCUCCAUGGCUAGUCUUUGGAGAUUUUAAUAGUAUCCUCUGCACUGCUGAUAGGGUCAAUGGUACUGCUGUCUCUACCUAUGAAAUCCGUGAUUUUCAAGAUUGCUGCCUUGAGUUUGGUCUUUCAAAUCUCAAUAGCCAUGGUUCCUACUUCUCUUGGACGAAUGGCCGGGUCUGGAGCAAGCUUGAUAGGGUGCUUUGCAACAAUCUUUGGUCCAAUGAUUUUCAAAGAUCUUCCUAUGAAGUUCCAGGCUUUGAAUCUAUUUUGGAUCACUCCCCAAUAAUUGUUUCUUCAGAUUCACACUUGGUGAGAGGUAAUGUUUCAUUUAAGUUCCAUAACUCUGUUACGGAUUUACCUUCUUUCUUGCCCACUGUUGCUGAAGGUUGGCAGAUGCAAGUGUCGGGUAAUAAGAUGUUUAUUAUCUGCAAGAAAUUGAAGGGUCUUAAGGUUCCUCUUAAGCAGCUUUACAUCAAAAACUUCAGCAAGAUUUCGGGCAGAAUUGAAAUGGCAGAAAUUGAAUAUAAUAAUGUUCUUCUUUCCCUUCAAUCCAAUCCAAAGGAGGCUUUUUUGCUUGGCUUAGCUGACAGGACAAGAAGGGACAUUAUUAGUCUUAGAAAGGCUGAGGUCUGUCAUAUUUCUCAGCUAAUGAAGAGCAAAUUCCUCAUAGAUGCUGAUAAAUGUUCAAAGUUUUUUCAUAGCUACAUUAACAGCAACAGGCACCACAAGUUCAUUGUUGCCAUCCAUUCUAUCGAUGGUAAUUCCCUCACAUCCCAGCAUGAUAUUGCUAAUGCUUUUGUCUCCCACUUCUCGGAUCUGUUAGGGGUUGAAAAACAUGUUGCUCCUACUUCCAAUAUUAUUUCCAGUAAUGGUCCCAAGGUGCCCCCUCAUUUCUUCGAUAUGUUAUUGGGCCCCAUUUCAAAAGAGGAUGUCUGGAAAAUAGUGGCUGCUUUUGAUGAUAAUAGAUCACCUGGACCUGAUGGGUUCAAUGCCAAAUUCUUUAAGGCAUCUUGGAAUAUCUUGGGUGAUGAUAUUUAUGCUGCCGUCCUGGAGUUUUUUUGCAUCAGGUAA